Molecule: messenger RNA, 5854 nt
Organism: Dipodomys spectabilis (banner-tailed kangaroo rat)
Lineage: Eukaryota; Metazoa; Chordata; Mammalia; Rodentia; Heteromyidae
Gene: Tns3
Product: tensin 3
Biological process (GO): dephosphorylation
Molecular function (GO): protein binding; phosphatase activity
Source: RefSeq, a predicted model, not a curated record
GCUCUGACCCCGGGGCCAUCGGCCAGGUUCGCGCGCGAGACCGGGGCGCGCGGACGCCGGCGCCAGGCUGAAGAACUGACUGCAAGUCUGCACAGUUUUAAGAAAAAGGCCUUUAAGAAAUCCAAAGCCUGUGGUGUUUGCAAAGAAACCAUUGACGGUCAAGGGAUUUCGUGCCGAGCCUGCAAAUAUUCCUGCCACAAGAAAUGUGAAGGCCAGGUGGUGACACCCUGCUGUGUACAAGUCCACCGGGAACAGGUUCCUGGGAGUUCCACUCUGUCCUCAGCUCUCCACUGUGAUAAGCCUCCACGGCCUAUGAUCCUGAGCUCCACCAUGGAGGACAGUCAUGUGCUGGAUCUUACCUACAUCACAGAGCGCAUCAUCGCGGUGUCCUUCCCCUCCACUUGCUCUGAGGAGUCCUACCUACACAGCCUACAGGAGGUCACUCGCAUGCUCAAGUCCAAGCAUGGGGACAACUAUCUGGUAUUAAACCUUUCAGAAAAGAGAUAUGACCUUGCAAAACUUAACCCAAAGAUCAUGGACGUGGGCUGGCCAGAGCUGCAUGCACCACCUCUGGACAAGAUGUGCACCAUAUGUAAGGCACAGGAGUCCUGGCUGAACAGCGACCCGCAGCACGUGGUUGUGAUCCACUGCAGGGGCGGGAAAGGACGCAUUGGAGUGGUCAUAUCUUCCUACAUGCACUUCACCAAUGUCUCAGCCAGUGCUGACCAAGCCCUGGAUAGAUUUGCAAUGAAGAAGUUUUAUGAUGAUAAAGUUUCAGCUUUAAUGCAGCCUUCCCAGAAGCGGUACGUGCAGUUUCUCAGCGGGCUCCUGUCCGGCUCUGUGAAGAUGAAUGCCUCUCCCCUGUUCCUGCAUUUUGUCAUCCUGCAUGGUGCCCCAAGCUUCGACACAGGGGGAGCAUGCCGGCCCUUCCUGAAGCUCUACCAGGCCAUGCAGCCUGUGUACACGUCGGGAAUCUACAAUGUUGGCCCAGAAAACCCAAGCAGGAUCUGCAUGGUCAUUGAGCCAGCCCAGCUGCUGAAGGGGGACAUCAUGGUGAAAUGCUACCAUAAAAAGUACAGGUCGGCCACUCGUGACGUAAUUUUCCGUCUGCAGUUUCACACUGGGGCUGUGCAGGGCUACAGGCUCCUGUUUGGGAAGGAGGAGCUGGACAAUGCCUGUAUAGAUGAUCGAUUUCCUGACUACGGGAAGGUUGAGUUAGUGUUCUCAGCCACACCUGAGAAGAUCCAAGGGUCUGAGCACCUGCACAGCGACCACGGGAUAAUUGUGGAUUACAACACGGCUGACCCUCUCAUCCGCUGGGACUCAUACGAGAACCUGAGUGCAGACGGAGAAGUGCUGCACACACAGGGCCCAGUGGAUGGCAGCCUCUAUGCCAAGGUGAGGAAGAAGAGCGCCUCAGAUCCUGGUGGACCUGGCAUCUCCCAGGCCGGGCCAGCCACCAGCAGCCCCGACCACAGUGACCACACCCUGUCUGUCAGCAGCGACUCGGGCCACUCCACUGCCUCGGCCAGGACUGAUAAGACAGAAGAACGUCCAGCCCCAGGGACCCGCAGAGGCCUCAGCCCCCAGGAGAAGGCUGAGCUGGACCAGCUGCUCAGUGGCUUUGGUCUGGAAGAUUCGGGAAGCUCCCUCAAGGACAUGACUGAUGCUCGUAGCAAAUACAGUGGGACCCGCCAUGUGGUGCCGGCGCAGGUCCACGUGAACGGAGACGCUUCCCUGAAGGACCGGGAGACUGACAUCCUGGAUGAUGAAGUGCCGCACCACGACCUGCACAGUGUGGACAGCCUGGGCACACUGUCGUCGUCAGAGGGGCCGCAGUCUGCCCAUGUGGGGGCCUUCACCUGCCACAAGAGCAGCCAGAACUCCCUCCUGUCCGACGGCUUCAACAGUAAUGCUGGCGAUGACUCCAGUGGUGCCCUGGCUCUUGACCUGGGCCUCGGUGGGGACCCCAUCUAUGAGCGGGAGCCCAUGUUUGGAGGCCGGGAGCCCAAGCAGCUGCAGCCUGUGCUGAGGAAACCCUCGGUGCCCGCCCCGGGGCAGGCCUACGGGCCAAGCAGCUACUCCACUCAGACCUGGGUGCGCCAGCAGCAGAUGGUGGCUGCGCACCACUACAGCUUUGCCCCCAAUGGGGAGGCCAGGCUGUGCGACCAGGGUGCGGCAGAUAAUCCUGGCCUUGGCCAGCUUCCCCUGCCCCAGGUUCCAGUCACCCCCAGCCGUGGAGCCAGUAGCAGAGUGGCCGUCCAGAGGGGCAUUAACCAUGGGCCCAGCCCUGCUGACAUGCAACCAUCCUUCCCCAGCAGAGCGCUCCACACUGGGUUCCCAGAGGCCAGAGCUGUGAACGGAGCCCAUCCAGAGCCGAGCUCUGGCCCCACCCCGGGAUCACCUACCUUGGAUAUUGACCAGUCAAUCGAGCAACUCAAUAGACUCAUCUUAGAGCUGGACCCCACUUUUGAGCCUAUCCCCACCCAUAUGAAUGCCCUGGGCAGCUCGGCUAAUGGCCCCGUGUGUCCAGUCAGCAUGGGUGGUGGGCUCCGGGGAAGUGGCAGGCUGCCCAGCACUGCUGACGGCCCUGGCAGGAGUCCUGGGAGGCAAGGCUCUUCCAGUGAUGAGCCACUGGGUGGAAGACUCCGGAAGCUGAGCCUUGGACAGUAUGACAAUGAGGCUGCGUGCCAGCUGUCCUUCUCCAAGUGUGGAUGGGGAAAAGCUGCUGUGGAUCCAGCGCCAAGCAUGACACCAUUUCCAUCUCCAGCAGACAUGAAAGAGACAAUGGUCGCCGCUUAUCCCCCAGACCUUGAUCUGAUCGAUGGCAGGAUUUUAAAUAGCAAGGAAUCUGCGUGUUCGACCCCAGCAUUUCCUGUGUCUCCAGAAACACCUUAUGUGAAGACACCUCCACGAUACCCUCCAUUCAGCCCACCUGACAUCCAGCUGAGCGGCCCAGUCAAUCUGUGCAAAGGACUUGAGCCACGAGGCUGCCCAGAAAUUCUCAGCCACACCGUGGGGAUGUCAGAGAGUCCUGUUGGACCCAAAGCCGCCAUGCUUCGGGCUGACGUGGCCUCCACACCCAGCCUUCAGCAGGCAUUCACAUCUUCCUGUACGAUUUCAAGCAAUGGCCCUGGCCAGAGGAGAGAGAGUCUGCCUUCUGCAGAAUGCCAGUGGGCGGAGAGCAGCCCCAAAGCCUCUGUCACCCUGCUGGGGGGCCGUCGGCCCUCAGGAAGCCCUCUGGGUACCAACGAGUUCUCCAGCUCUGGCAAGGACUCUCCAGGGCGGCCCUGCUUUCCCUCGCCAGCGCCCCAGCCCUCGAUGCACAGCCAUGAGCUGUCUGCAGUGGAGCCCCAAGAUGCCCUCCCCCCCACAGGGAGCCAGGCCUUCCUAGGUCUCAGCACUGCCCCUGUGGGAGGUGGCCUUCUGCCUGGUGAGGACCCAGGGACCUUGUUGGCCAAUUGCCAUGGGGCAUCACCAGCCCCUGGUACCCCGCUGGCCUCAGCGGGGGCUGUGGAUGGCAGCUUCCCACCCCAUAGCUUCCUCACGAUGUCCCCUGGACGAAGCAGCCACCACAGCCCAGGCCUGCAGGGUCAGGGAGUGACCCUGCCCGGGCAGCCACCCCUCCCUGAGAAGAAGCGGGCCUCAGAGGGUGAUCGCUCUUUGGGCUCAGUCUCCCCCUCCUCCAGUGGCUUCUCCAGCCCCCACAGCGGCAGCACCAUCAGCAUCCCCUUCCCAAAUGUCCUUCCAGACUUCUCCAAGUCCUCCGAAGUGGCCUCACCUUUGCCAGACAGUCCAAGUGAUAAACUUGUGAUGGUGAAGUUUGUUCAAGACACUUCCAAGUUCUGGUACAAGGCGGAUAUUUCAAGGGAGCAAGCCAUUGCCAUGUUGAAGGACAAAGAGCCUGGCUCAUUCAUUGUGCGGGACAGCCACUCCUUCCGAGGGGCCUAUGGGCUGGCCAUGAAGGUGGCCACACCCCCUCCCUCCGUCCUGCAGCUGAACAAGAAAGCUGGAGAUUUGUCUAAUGAACUUGUCCGGCACUUUCUGAUCGAGUGUACCCCAAAAGGAGUGCGGUUGAAAGGCUGCUCCAAUGAGCCGUAUUUUGGGAGCCUGACAGCCCUGGUAUGUCAGCACUCCAUCACGCCCUUGGCCUUGCCCUGCAAGCUGCUUAUUCCAGAGAGAGAUCCAUUGGAGGAAAUGACAGAGAAUUCUCCCCAGACUGCAGCCAAUUCAGCAGCGGAGCUGUUGAAGCAGGGGGCAGCCUGCAAUGUGUGGUACUUGAACUCUGUGGAGAUGGAAUCCCUUACAGGUCACCAGGCGGUCCAGAAGGCCCUGAGCAUGACUUUGGCCCAAGAGCCAGCCCCGGUGUCCACGGUGGUGCACUUCAAAGUGUCCACACAGGGCAUCACCCUGACGGACAAUCAGAGGAAGCUCUUCUUCCGGAGGCAUUACCCCGUGAGCAGCGUGAUUUUCUGUGCUUUGGACCCACAAGACCGGAAGUGGAUCAAAGAUGGCCCUUCCUCCAAAGUCUUUGGAUUUGUGGCCCGAAAGCAGGGCAGUGCCACAGACAACGUGUGCCACCUGUUUGCAGAACACGACCCGGAGCAGCCAGCCAGCGCCAUAGUCAAUUUCGUGUCAAAGGUCAUGAUUGGCUCCCCAAAGAAGAUCUGAGAGCCCCUCCUAGCCCAGAACCCCCACCAAAUGCCUCUUGAGAUGUUCACAAUGGCAGUGGGAUGAGGCAAGGCCCUCACUUUGUAACACCCCAAUAAUCCUGACAGUCCACACAAACAAGAACAAUGUCAGCAAGGGUUGACCUUUUCCUGAGAGGAACUUAUCCGCCACUUGUCUGUAAAGCACUUUGGAGUAGAAGGAACUUGGCCCAGGGGUUCCUGGCCAGAAAGCCAGGGGAAAGUGCUGUGCCAGGAGAGAGCAUGGAAUGCGAGGUACCCCGUGUUCUGGCACACCAGCCUCGGGGAGGGCAGAGUACUGAACCCACUGGGCAGGAGCCAUCUUGUGCAUCAACGCCCUAGGCCGGCAUCUCCCUCCCUCCCUCCCACCACUGAGAUGCGGAUGAAACUGAGAAAGGGACGCAUGUUUGAAGAAGGUUCGAGCAGGUCAGACCCUUCCAGAAAUGGAGGAGCCGUGGACUAGGGGACAGCACUGUGGGCUACGAGGAUGAGGGCGGCUGGAUACCAGGCAUGGAGGAGUGUGCAGAGUCAAGAGACCUACCUACCGCUCGUGGGGAGACUCUGGCUCUGUGCAUAGAUGGAGCGCUGGACUGGAGAGAGCCCGGAAGGACCUGGAAGGAGAAGGGAGAAGAGGGAAGCAAAAAUGCCAUUUCUGUAUAAUUUAUAUUUUACUUAAUGCCAAAUUAUUUAUACAGUUUGCCAUUGUUUGACGGCAGCUGCAGUGUUCAAGAUGUUUGUCCCCUCAUGGGCCCCCGACCCCUGACCUCUAGAAGACAAGCAGUGGUAUGGGGGUGACCUGAGAGUCCCCCACCUGCGGUACUCCGAACAGGCGGCUUUGCUUUCAGAAGCCCAACCUGUGCUUUGUAUAUGGACAUGCCUUUUCCAGGCUGAUUGCCUCGAGUCCUGGGAAUGCUGGGGUGAGCCUCUCACCCACUGUGGUCCUGGCUGGAGUCCUGUGCAGGCCUGAAUGACCUUUGUAAGGUGCCCCGUUGCUGCUUCGGGUGGCACCUGCAGCUUCCCUGUGUCACAUGACACUCGGGGAAAAGAGCAAGAAUUCCAGCCGGGCGCUGAUGACUCACGCCUAUCAUUCUAACUACUCAGGAGGCUGAUCUGAAGAUCAUAGUUAAAAGCAAGCCCUGGCAAGGAAAGUCCAUGAGACUCUUAAC